This is a messenger RNA of Schistocerca gregaria, 1120 nucleotides long. RefSeq lists its product as uncharacterized. The transcript has 2 exons. The coding region runs from base 64 to 519 and encodes 151 amino acids. The record is from RefSeq and is a predicted model, not a curated record. NCBI's taxonomy places the organism in Eukaryota, Metazoa, Arthropoda, Insecta, Orthoptera, Acrididae.
AAAUCUAAAUUUCACAUUCUCUAGAACACAUUCACAUCUUGCUCUAAUGUGACUUAUCUAAUCAUGGAUGAUGAGAUUGUUACUGGAGAGCUUUUAUCAAUGUUCCCAUCAAGGCUUAUGUUAGAUCAUUCCCCAGAUGAACUGUCUACCAGAUCACCUUCUGCCUCGAGUAAAGAAUAUUUGUUAUCCCACUCCCUUGAGGAACAGCUGAACAUUUUUGUGCACUGCCACCCUAUUUUGCCAGUUAAAGCAGAGCAGGUGGUAUUUAGCCCUCCUCGCAUUGGAAUUGAUAAUUCACAAUCAGCCUCGUGCACCGAAAAACUUAACGAGGACAUGGAUUUCUUUGACCCUACUCAAAUCGAGGACCACAAUGUAUAUACACUUUGGGAGAAUGGCUCAUUCAUAUCUACUCAGUCAUCUGGUAGCGAUCCACUAAUGGGUGAAAUCGUUCAUAUGGUGGAAAGAAUGGAGUUAGACGAGAAAAAAGAAGACUCUAAUCAUAUGCCAUAUAUUACCUGAAGAGGCUGCCAAGAACCUAGGGUUUAUUGAAUUUGUACAUGGAAGCUCUUAGCUCCCUUAUUUGCCUCUCACUAUCCGAGGACAUGUAUUCCGCAUACUUGAAAACGAUAUGGUACGCAAGAUUACCUAAGAAAAACCAUAUUAGUUCUGGAUUGAAUUUAAAACCCACAAAUAAGAUCCACGUCAUAGUAAAAAAUAUUGUGCCAAUGUAUGGGAUUAGGUUCACUUUGCGUUUUUUUUGGAAGUCCUUAGAAAUGAUAUAGACGGCUGUGGUCGGGGGGCAGGGUCAGUACUGUGGUGCGAGGGAGGGGGCCGGUUCUGGACGUGUAAAUUCUGUACUUACGAGCAUAUAAAUAUAAAGUCAUUGACAAGAACUCCCACAUAAUGAUGAUGAGUGAGGGAAUUUGGCCUUCAUAACUCUUAUGUGGCUCUAUACUCCACGGAUGCAUGAUCUGGUUCAUCAAGAAAUAGCCCUUAAUUCCACCAAAAAUAACGCCGCCGAGGACAAUGAAUCUCUGCAAAACAAUCGUGUUACUAGUGGGGCGGAUAGCUUUUUUUUGCUUGAAAAUAGAGAUGGUACCUUGCAUAAGGUCUUUGUCUG